UUUCUGCUCAGACUACGGUGCGGUCUUCAUUCAUUUCCUUGAUUAUGAAGAGCAUAAAAUCCAAAAUUUCAUCCAAAUAACAACACGACACAGCAACGAAAAGGUCGAAAAUCACGCGCCGGUUGAUAUUUGACACGGCUCAAGGAUAUUUGCGGCUUGUCAAUCAUCGCUCGCGACGAAACCGAUAGUGAAACUCUGACGAAAUUUCCGGAUUUUCUGUGAGCGAAAACCGACGAGGUGCCAUCUUCGCGAAUUGAAAAUAUGGUCGAGGGAGUUACAGUCGUUACUGACAAAGCCACAGACAUCGAAAGAAAGGUUAAAUGUGUUUUCCUCGGCGACAACGGCAUCGGGAAGACAUGUUUACUCCUGCAGCUGUGUUACAGUUCAAAUACACUGUCGCGAAAACAGGUAGAAUCGUUCACUAGCGCCUACAUUGCCAACAUGGACGUCAACGGCAAAAUUUAUCAACUAGAGCUCUGGGAUACGGAAUGCCAUGAGGGUAAAGAUAGCGCUAGACAGCAGAACUAUCCUGGCACUGAUGUGUUUUGCGUGUGUUUUUCUAUUGCCGAUUUAGAAUCGUUUCGCAAUGCCGAGACAAGAUGGUUCAAGGAGGUCAAGCAACUCGCUCCACGAACUCCCAUCGUUCUUAUCGGGACGAAGUUGGAUCUCCGCGAUGCUACAGAGAGUAAAAAGCGCGGGAAAGGCCACAGCAGCCAGCGCCCAACCGGGCAAGUCACUCACAAGGAAGCCAAGAAAAUGGCGAAAAAAAUUGGGGCUAUAAAGUACAUCGAAUGUUCUGCACUGAAACAAAGAGGUUACAUGGAGGUGCUAGAUGAAGCAGUGAGAGCCGCCAUAGCAAAAUCGACCAAGAAAGGGAAAGCAAAAUGCGUGAUUCUGUGAAAACAAGGUUGCACGAAACGAUGUCCUAGCGGAGAAGUCACUUAACUGGAUUUGCUUCUUUGAUGAUGGAUUAUAAUUGUUGGUAAUCUUGCCUUGAAAUGGCGACAAGGAACUGCGUGUUUCUUAAAAUUUGUUGAAGAAGGGAAUUUGUUUGUGUGUGUUAGUUCCAAAGGCCAGCCCAUUAGCGCCUUUGAGCGAAAAAAAACGUCGAGGGAAAAAUUGUCAAAUUUUCACUUUAAAAUGUGCGAUUAUGCACUGAAAAAACGAUAAUGUAAAAAUGACAAUAACAUUUAAUGGGCACACGACGCUGUCUAAUUAGUUUUACCCAUGAAAGUCAAACAAAAACAAAAUUUGUACAGAAGUGUGGCAAAGAAAAAUGUAAUUUGCAAACAGAAAUGAAAACAGAAGUAAAUACGAUAAAAUGAGGAGCAAA
This is a messenger RNA of Pocillopora verrucosa, 1333 nucleotides long. NCBI's taxonomy places the organism in Eukaryota, Metazoa, Cnidaria, Anthozoa, Scleractinia, Pocilloporidae. The record is from RefSeq and is a predicted model, not a curated record.